Molecule: messenger RNA, 339 nt
Organism: Salpingoeca rosetta
Lineage: Eukaryota; Choanoflagellata; Craspedida; Salpingoecidae
Exons: 5
Coding region: 1-339 (112 amino acids)
Biological process (GO): fatty acid beta-oxidation
Molecular function (GO): acyltransferase activity, transferring groups other than amino-acyl groups
Source: RefSeq, a predicted model, not a curated record
AUGCUGUCUCAACGUGCCGCAGCCACCACAUCGGCUGUUCUCCCCCGUCUCACUGCUGCGUCUGCCCGUGUCAACACACAUGGCCAGCGUCGCACCGCUUCCCUCAAGGCCGCUGGGCCGCGGGUGGCCCUGAUUGAGGGUGUGCGCACCCCUUUCCUCAUGUCCGGCACCGACUACAAUGACAUGCAGUGCCACGACCUCUCCCGCGAGGCCCUCAAGGCUCUGCUGAAGCGCACGGCCAUUGAUAAGUCGCUGAUCGACUACGUGUGCGUCGGUAACGUGCUGCAGGAGGUCCGCACCAGCAACGUCGCCCGCGAGGUGAGCGCGCACCACGCGUGA